GUUCAGCCAAUCAACUACUUUGACGUCAUCGGGAUGUCGAAGGACUACGAGCCGAUCCUGGACACCCCGAGCAGAUUCUGUGCAGGACACCGGAUGGACCUCAAGUCAGAGAAAAUACAGCGGAUCCUCUCCAAGUACAAAUUUCAUGAUGUUGCCGUUGAGGAGCUGCAGAAAAUCCAUCGACUCUUCCCUGAGAUGAGACCGUCCACAGCUACUUACACAUACACUGACAGCACUCAGAAAGAUCUCCUGAAGUUAACUGGUGUCAUUCCUGUAAAGUAUAAAGGUCGCUCUUACAACAUCCCCAUUAAGCUGUGGCUUCUGGACUCCUUCCCCUUCACGCCUCCCAUCUGUCUCCUGAGACCCACCUCCAACAUGGUCAUCAGGGAGGGCAAGCAUGUCAAUGCCAAAGGACGGAUCUACCUGCCAGGACUUCACAACUGGGAUUAUCCCAAGUCAUCAGUCGUUGGGCUUUUGAAUGAGAUGAUCUCUAAGUUUGAGGAAGAGCCUCCGCUGUCCUCGAAGAUCACGGAGGACAACAAAGACCCUCAUCAGCUCCUGGCGUUCGUCUCUAAUCUCCAGAUCAGUGAUGGUAGAGUCAAGCCCGAGGAACAACAGACCUUAAAAGUUUCAGUCAUCGGGGGAGGGGAUUUAGGGAUGGCGUGUGUGAUGAGCAUUUUAUCUAAAUGUAAUGUGGAUAAACUUGUUUUCAUUGAUGUUGCUGAGAGCUCCACCAAAGGUGGCAGCACAGAUCUAGAAAUAUUCAGCGUGCCAAAGGUUGAGGUAUCAAGAGAUUUAUCGGCCUCUGCCGGCUCCCGGGUCGUCGUGGUGACGGCCAACGCGUGGAGCGGCGAGCAGUCCUACGUAAGCGUGGUUCAGACUAAUGUGGAUUUGUACAGAAAAAUAAUCCCAAAUCUGGCACGUUUCAGCCCCGGUGCCAUCAUGCUCAUUGCAUCACAACCAGUGGACAUCAUGACACACGUGGCCUGGAGGCAGAGUGGACUUCCUCCGACACAUGUGGUCGGAGCGGGAUGUAAUCUGGACUCGGAGCGGCUCAGUCACGCUCUGGAUAUUAAUCUGAACACUCAUAAACCUGCAUGGGUCAUAGGGGAACUUUCAGACAACAAAGUUUCUGUGAUGAGCAGCAUUGGGCUGAGCUCCGACACGCCUGAGAUCACACCGGGAUCCAACUCGACCAAACUGCUGUUGGACAGGGCUUUUGAGCUCAUAAAGAAUCGAGGUCAGAGGUCGUGGUCUGUGGGCCUUUCUGUUGCCGACAUCACCAACAGCAUCUUGACAAAUAAGAUGAAGGCGCACUCCAUCUCCACCCUGGCUCAGGGCUGGGGGGGAAUAGGUGCAGAGGUGUUCUUCAGUCUGCCUUGCAUCAUGGGAGCAAAUGGAUCCACUCGCCUGGCCGGCGUGUCGCUGGGACAGGAGCAGGACUCCAAACUCAGGGAGAGCGUCGCCUCACUUUCAAACCUCAUGAGUCAGCUCCAGAUGUGAACGUGGAGCCGCCGCUGCAGCUCUAGAGUCACCAUGCAGUUCACUUCACUCUUAUUUAUAUGAAGGCAGGACAUUUUGUUAUGGUAAUAAAUAAAAAAAACCACUUUAAAGAAGUCAGAAUUGAUUCAACUCGUUCUGACGAUCCUCAGAUGAUGUGCACGAAUAUAUAUGGUUGUCAGGGCCGUGGCGGGCUGUUCUUGUAUUACAUACAAAUAUAUUUUUUAUUCAUGGAAUCUGUAAAAUAGAUAAAAAGCCAAGCAGCUUGCAUUGAAGAGUGUGGCUUAGUAUGUCCUUUAAAACUUUGUAGUUUAAGAAUAAUAUAAAGAUUAUGUUGCAGAUUUAAAUGUAUAGAGUGCCUUAUCAAGUGCAGCUUGUGGCUGCUUUCUUACAUAAUGUUGCUAAUGUUUACUUAAGGUUAAACACGCUCACAUAGCUUCAUACGAAGCCACUUCACAUUUGUACAAUAGGCAGGACUGCAUGAUUUUUAUGGGUGCGCAAUAAAAGUCUGAAAUCAGUAAAAA
Messenger RNA from Nothobranchius furzeri (turquoise killifish), 2024 nucleotides. RefSeq names its product UEV and lactate/malate dehyrogenase domains (gene uevld). The record is from RefSeq and is a predicted model, not a curated record. Gene Ontology annotation, molecular function: L-lactate dehydrogenase (NAD+) activity. Gene Ontology annotation, biological process: lactate metabolic process; protein transport; pyruvate metabolic process. NCBI's taxonomy places the organism in Eukaryota, Metazoa, Chordata, Actinopteri, Cyprinodontiformes, Nothobranchiidae.